AUUCAAUAAUCAUUGUGAGUGUAAAGAACCAAGAAUGGCAAAGUUUUCAAUAUCUGGAGAAGAUUUAGAUGAAAUUGGCGAAUUGGACGGCCGUAACAAGUCAAAAAGUCGUUUCAAAGUGGAACAAGUAACAGAAAUAAGCGCCGAAGAACGUCGAAACUCUUUUUCUGAAAGAAUGCUUAGCCAUGCGGCAAAGAGGGUACAUGUUUUUCAUAUUAAAAUGUUUCUUUAGAUUGCUAUAAUAAUAAGUUUCUGUAGAGCAAAUUUAUGAAAAUGGAGAUUAAUAUAUAUUUUAAGAACAAUGGAUUUAUUACGCCUGAAAAUUCUUGUUUUAUUUACAGAGACUAUUUACUUUUUUAUUAUAUAUUAUGCAGACCCGUAGAUGGUAAGAGAAAUGAUAAAAAUUAUGACAUAAAGCAAAUAUGUAUAAAUAUGAUUAUCAGGUUCAACGGUACCAACAUAAAUGAUUAAUCAAUGUAAUUUUCAUUCAUUCAGAGUCAAGUUAUUUUUUGACAGAAACUUAUUAUUUAUAUUCGAUUUUAUAUUUAUUAAUUUUAUAAUUUAUUGCUAUGCAUAGGUUAUAUUGAGUCAAAAUAGGCCUAGGAGAAUCUCUACUAGCUCCUCUAGUCCUCCUAUGUCACCAAGCUUGAAUAUGGAUUCGUAUGAUACUGGUCAUAUAAGAUCGGCUAAUUUAAAUACUUUAGAGACUUUACCACACGUGGACCAUUAUCGAAAUUUAUUAUCUGCCGGUAAUUUUAACAUGAAGAAACGGCCUACUCUUCUCGAAUUGCACGAAAUGCAAGAGGAUUAUGAGGGGGAUAUUGAAGGCGCUUUAUCAGACGAGAAGCAGAUGCAGAUAAAAGCACUUAAUGGGGAGGCGGUGGCAACUGGCGGAAAGCACGAUCCUAAACCACUAAAAUUUGGUUGGAUUAAAGGGGUUCUAAUAAGAUGCCUUUUGAAUAUAUGGGGUGUAAUGCUGUUCCUUCGUCUCUCUUGGGUUGUCGGUCAAGCAGGUAUCGGCCUAAGCGUGUUAGUUGUCUGCCUCUCCUGCGUCGUAACCAUAUUGACAACAUUAUCUAUGUCAGCAAUAUGUACAAAUGGCCAAGUGAAAGGUGGUGGAGCAUAUUAUUUAAUAUCGAGAUCUUUAGGGCCCGAAUUCGGGGGUGCUAUCGGUUUAAUUUUUUCCGUUGCAAAUGCCGUCGCUGUUGCAAUGUAUAUUGUGGGGUUUGCCGAAACCAUACGUGAUAUGCUAAAAGAUAAUGAUGCCUUGAUGAUAGAUGAAAUAAACGACGUACGGAUUAUAGGCUUAAUUACUGUCUGUUUUCUACUUGCUAUUGCGCUAAUUGGCAUGGAAUGGGAAGCCAGAGCUCAAGUUGUUCUCUUAGCUAUUUUAUUGGUAGCGAUGAUAAACAUAAUCAUUGGAAGUUUUAUACCGCCAAAUGAUGAUAAACAAGCAAAGGGAUUUUUAGGCUAUUCUUCGGGAGUUAUAAAAGAAAAUUUUAAGCCAGAUUUUAGAAACAAUGAAAAUUUUUUCUCCGUAUUUGCCAUUUUCUUCCCUGCUGCUACUGGAAUAUUAGCAGGAGCUAAUAUUUCUGGUGAUUUAAAAGAUGCUCAAAAAGCCAUUCCAAAAGGUACACUAGUGGCAAUUUUGGUAAGCUCUAUAUCGUACAUUGGAAUGGCAGUGUUAGCUGGUGCUAGCGUCGAAAGAGAUGCUAUAGGAAAUCUGAAUAUAACAGAAAAUUCAACAAAUUAUUGCCAGGAAUUUACCUGUAAAUUUGGCUUACAAAACGAUAUGCAAGCUAUGCGACUGAUUUCUGCAUUUGGUCCCCUCGUUACAGCUGGAAUUUUUGCAGCAACUCUAUCUUCAGCUUUAGCUAGUUUAGUAUCAGCUCCAAAAGUUUUCCAAGCUGUUUGCAAAGAUAAAAUUUUCCCAUACAUCAGUAUUUUUGGUAAAGGUUAUGGAAAAAGUGAUGAACCAAGACUUGGUUAUAUACUUACGUUCUUUAUCGCGGCUGGUUUUAUAGGAAUUGGUCAUUUAAACGCAAUUGCUCCUCUCAUUUCCAAUUUCUUCCUCAUGAGCUAUGCUCUUAUAAAUUACUCGUGUUUUGAUGCGUCCUUCGCAAAAAGUCCUGGAUGGAGACCAGCAUUUAAAUACUAUAACAUGUGGCUAGCUCUUUUCGGAGCAAUAUUAUGCCUGGCUGUAAUGUUUAUCAUUAAUUGGUGGACUGCUCUUAUAACAUUUUUUUUAAACAUAUCUCUAUAUGCUUAUGUUCAUUAUAAAAAGCCAGAUAUUAAUUGGGGUAGCUCAACACAGGCUCACGUUUACAAGAAUGCUUUAAAUUCUACUCUAAAGUUAGUUUCUGUUUCUGAGCAUAUAAAGAAUUAUCGACCUCAAGUUAUUGUGUUGGCAGGUCAUCCCCUUUGUCGGCCAGACUUGGUCAAAUUUGCAGCAACAAUUACGAAAGAUAUUAGUUUAUUUAUCUGUGCAGAUAUAAUUCUUAACGAGAAGAAUUUAACAAUAGACCAUACAAGAGGAGAAUUAGCGUAUAAGUGGUUCUCUAAGAAUAAAAUCAAGGCUUUUUAUAAUUCGAUAAAAUCUAACUCCUUCCAAAAUGGAGUUACCGCAGCUUUGCAAACUUCUGGCUUAGGAAAACUUAAACCAAAUACGCUACUCUUAGGGUUCAAAAGAAAUUGGGUGAAAUCGUCUCAAUUUGAUGUACACGAGUACGUCAGUAUAAUACAUAAUGCCUUUGAUCUACGUUACGGAGUCGGUAUCCUUAGAAUUGACGAAGGUUUUUGUUGCCAGUCAAAUGCUAUCCAUUUUGAAGAAGAAAAUUCUGAUGAUGAGAAAAGUCCACAACUAGAAAAGAAAGAAUUAAAGGAACAGUCCCCCGAAAGUAGAAACAAUCCCAAGCCUGAUUUCCCAUAUCAUUUGCAUACUGAUCGGCGUAUGAGCUGUAGGCCUCUUAUAAAAGCUUCAAAAAAACAUGGUACUAUUGAUGUUUGGUGGCUUUUUGAUGAUGGAGGUUUGACAUUAUUAAUUCCGUAUCUACUAUCUGGCCAUUGGAGAAAUAGUAAAUUAAGAGUGUUUGGAGCGUCUUCGAAAAAAGGAGAAUUGGAUAGAGAUCAAAGAAGUAUGGCUACACUAUUGAGCAAAUUCCGUAUCGAUUGUGCAUCAAUUAAAAUGAUAUCAGAUAUUGGAAGAAAACCGUCAAUUGAUGGUAUUGAUAGAUUUGACGAUUUAGUCGCCCCAUGGAUAUUGGGAAAAGAUGAGUCACCCGUUGAAAACCCCUGGAAAGUAUCUGAAAUAGUUUUAUCAGCGCAAAAAGAUCGAACCUACCGCCAUAUUCGUUUGAGGGAAAUUCUCCAAGAGCAUUCUUGUAACGCAAAUUUAAUAGUAAUGACUUUGCCAAUGCCAAGAAAAAGUAUUGUUCCAUCAGGUCUUUACAUGUGUUGGUUAGAGACGAUAACGAAAGGCAUGCCACCUAUUUUGCUAUUAAGAGGAAAUCAAGAAAGUGUACUAACAUUUUAUUCUUAGAUACUAUUGAAAUGUUGAACUUGAUUUAACACUUUUUGAUUGAAAAUCUUCGUUUUUUAUAUAUUUUUAUAUACUAGGCCAUUUUUGUAUUCUCGCUAUAUUUUAUAUAUAUAUAAUGGUACUAAAAGAAAUUUACUUUUAAAAUGUGUUCAUAGGUCGAAUAAAGACGUUAUACUUGAGUUACUUUAUAACUCUUGUUGUCUACAACAAUCAUCUAUUGAUUUUCUGUUUUCAAAGCUUUGUUCAAAUUAUCGAUUUUGUUAAUUU
Messenger RNA from Dimorphilus gyrociliatus, 3805 nucleotides. NCBI's taxonomy places the organism in Eukaryota, Metazoa, Annelida, Polychaeta, Dinophilidae. The record is from the annotation of a GenBank genome assembly.